Messenger RNA from Rubroshorea leprosula, 574 nucleotides. NCBI's taxonomy places the organism in Eukaryota, Viridiplantae, Streptophyta, Magnoliopsida, Malvales, Dipterocarpaceae. The record is from the annotation of a GenBank genome assembly.
GUUAUAACUCAAAUUUCACAUGAAAUUAGAAAAAAAUUUUCAAAUAUUUGUCUAAAAAAUGUAUUUUUAAUUAUUCUUAUUUUCGUGUUCCGAGGCUUGAUGAUCGUGAGAGGGAUGAAAGUUCGGGUUGGAAUUUUGAAGAGAAAUGCUAAAAUUUUGACUCAAUUGAAACCCACGAAGCCUUCAAACACAAAGAAGAGGGCAGGCCGGAAAUUCUGGGAAGCCCUCCCAAACCCCCCAAAUAGAGGGAUUGUGGUUCACGUUGAAUGGAUUCCGAAUCAGUCGGUCUCUCUCCCUUCUGUCUCUUUGGAAACCCAAACAGAGGAAGGAGAUAACUUCCCCACACUCCCUUUCCCCUUCUACCUCUUUGGAAACCCAAACAUUCUACCUCUUUGGAAACCCAAACAGGAGGAAGGAGAUAACCUCCCCUCACUCGCCCUCCCUUAUCAUCUGUCCCAUCCCUUCCCCUCCCUUUCCGUUCGACACCUCCAAUCCAAACAGUACGUUAGGGUUUACUGGUAAACGGAAAGGAGGGAAGCCCUAAGCGGCUUUAGUUAUUUGUUCCAUACAAACA